This is a messenger RNA of Rhizopus microsporus ATCC 52813, 1371 nucleotides long. RefSeq lists its product as uncharacterized. The coding region runs from base 1 to 1371 and encodes 456 amino acids. Lineage: Eukaryota; Fungi; Mucoromycota; Mucoromycetes; Mucorales; Rhizopodaceae. Gene Ontology annotation, biological process: riboflavin biosynthetic process. The transcript is spliced from 5 exons. The record is from RefSeq and is a predicted model, not a curated record. Gene Ontology annotation, molecular function: GTP cyclohydrolase II activity.
AUGGUAUCUAAAGUCUUUACAUUAUUUGGAAUGAAUGUGGUCAGCAAUGAUCCUUCGAUAGAAGAAAAAGACAAGGAAAAGAGCCGUCCGACGACAGUAAAAGAAUACGUUGAAUUCUUAAAGAAUCAGGUUCAUGCACCUAGUGCCGUAACGCCAAUGCUUGUCCCUGAUGAGCAUAUCAAAAUACAGUGUCAAGUGCGUGCACGCAUCCCAACAACACAAGGGGGAGAAAUGUAUCUGUAUCUUUACAAGAACAAUCAAGAUACUAAAGAACAUUUGGCUAUUGUUUAUGGAGAUGACAUAAGAUCAAAGUCCUUGGAUAAGACUUGGGAAAAUGAAACUAUCAUGAAUCGAAUUGUCAGAGGAGCUUAUUAUGGAAGACUAGAAGAAGUUGUAACAGAUGAAUGUCGAUCUUUAGCAUUGACAAAAGAUCAAGAAUCUUAUUUAGAAGCACAGCAAGCAAAAGCCAAAUCAGAGUGGAGAAUGUUAUCAGAACCACCCCUUGUCCGUAUCCAUUCAGAAUGUUUUACAGGUGAAACAGUACACUCGGCCCGUUGUGAUUGUGGUGAACAAUUGGAUAGUGCAAUGGCUCAAAUGCAAGCAGCAGGAAGAGGUGUUAUUGUUUAUUUGAGACAAGAGGGAAGAGGCAUUGGAUUGCUGGAGAAAUUAAAAGCAUAUAAUUUACAAGAUUUAGGACAUGACACCGUAGCUGCUAACGUCUUGUUACAACACCCAGCGGAUGGAAGAACAUACGGUAUAGCAAAUGCCAUCUUGAAAGAUCUUCAGCUCAAAGAAGUAGAUUUACUCACAAAUAACCCUGAUAAAAUUAAGCAAUUGGAAUCUUAUGGUUCAAUCAAGGUAGUUAAACGUCGGCCCAUGGUUCCACGAUCAUGGUCUUCUCCUGCCUUGAAUGAUGGAACCAACAGUGCUAUGCCAUCUCCCUUACUUUCUCAUAGCCGUAAUGAAGUCAGCCAUUUAGAAACAUCAUCACCCGUACCUUCUUCAGGCUCAUCUACACCAAGAAAUGAAUUAGACAAAUAUUUGGCUGUCAAAGGUUUUAUAAUAAAUAAACAUAAUAUUAUCAAAGAUAAAAUUAAGGAGCAUCAACGUAAAGAAAAGAGACAAGGCAGAAAGAAUCCACAGCCUCAGCGUAAAUCCAAAAAGGAUCCUGGAAUUCCCAACAAUUGGCCAUUUAAAGAAGAGCUUUUGAAUGAAGUUGAAAAGCAAAGAUUAGAAGCUGAGGAAGAGAAGAAGAGAAAGAGGGCGGCAUCAAGAAAGAAGAAGGCAGCAAAGAAGGCUACUAAUGAAAAUACUAAAGAACAAAUUGAAGAAGAAAAAGAAGACGAAGAAGAACAUUCUGAAGAAGAGUAA